GACGGAUAACCGAAAUACCGAAAAAACCGCGGUUCAUAGCCUUCGGAUCGGUUUUCGGAUCACGGCCCUACUUUCGGAUCAGCUUUUCGGACCGUUUUCGGAUUAAUAUUUCAUUGGUCAAGUAUCAAUAAAACAGUUAAAAACACUGUUUUACAGCAACAUUUUUGAUAUUCCUAGUCCCUUGUCUGUCUUGUCUGUUGCUAGCUUACUCGUUUACUAGAUUCGUUUCGUAUCCGCGUAUUCGUAUCCCUCGGUAAUCAAUCAUGUGGUCCCUGGUACUAUAUUCUUUAGUCGUGUAUUCUAAAUAAUAUGUAUUGUUCAUGAAAUACUAUAACAUAAAAUUCCAUCUAUAAAAUAUUGUUAUAACGUGGCAUAAUUGAUACAAAUCAUGUCAAUCAAUACAAAUCCUUAAAAUGAAUGAACCGAACCGAAAAAACCGAACCGACGGCUGAUGAUCCGAAAAACCGAACCGAACCGAAACGAACCGUCCCAUCCCUAAUGUGAACAGUACUAUAACUAUAGGGCACUGUCUACAGCUUAUCCAUGAAUAUGUUACUUCAACGAUUGGAAAAUGAUCACAGCAUACAUUAUAAUUAACAUUGCAUUAUACUUGAACAUGUAAAUUGGAUACCUCAAGGACUAACAAAUAACAAAGUGUCAAAUAUUAAACAGCUGGAAUAUUUACUGCACUUUUAGUAUUAUAGUAAACAAAAAUUCACCAGAUACACCAUUAUUGAAAAAUGGGCAGUGGUGAAAGACGACGUGGACGUCCUCGUCAACUUAAUCUUACUACCAAAGGAAAAUUAUCAAUCUUGUUAUUAAUUUUUGGGAGUAUAGUUUGUUUCAUAGGCAUUAUGUUUACAUCAGUGCUUUGUAACUUCUCAAAAAUGAACCCAUUUUGUAUUAUUGGACCAAUACUAUUAGGAAUAGGGGGUUGCCUAGCAAUUGGUGGAAUAAUCAUACGUAUCGUCUACAAAAAUGAUCUUGAAGUAAAGAAUACAACUGUGACCCCCCACCUUCAGGUACAAGUGCCAACCAAUCAACUCCGAAUGCCAACAAAUCAACUGCAAAUGCCAAGCAAUCAACUGCAAAUGCCAAAUUAUCAACAGCAAAUGCCAAAUAAUCAACUACAAGAGCCAGAACCAACUAUUACUCUAGCAUCCGAUGUCUAUGACAAAUACUAG
Messenger RNA from Owenia fusiformis, 1184 nucleotides. The record is from the annotation of a GenBank genome assembly. NCBI's taxonomy places the organism in Eukaryota, Metazoa, Annelida, Polychaeta, Sabellida, Oweniidae.